Messenger RNA from Ectocarpus sp. CCAP 1310/34, 6452 nucleotides. The record is from the annotation of a GenBank genome assembly. Lineage: Eukaryota; Phaeophyceae; Ectocarpales; Ectocarpaceae.
AUGAUGAAGGGAACACUCUGGAAAAGCACUUCAAACUUAAUGGGAAGCAUGGAGAAGAAGUUCUGUGUCUUGGUUGGCACGCUGGUGCUCGACUUUGAAUCCGAGGACGACUUUUCUUCGGGAGCGCCGCCAAAGGCUGAGGGAGAGGUCAUCGGAGUGUCAGCGUGGAAGGGUAAGCACGCAGCGAGAGACGAACAACCUUCGCUGGGCAAGGCAGGCAGCAGAAACCCAGCUGCCGCUGUUGCUGGGCGAGCGAACCAGACGGGAAAAUCUCUUCAACGCGGGGCGCACCCCGAGGGCUUCGUGUACGUGACCCGCCUGGGCCACACCAACUACUGCGCCGUGCCGUCUAAGCGGCACCACGACGAGUGGAUGCUCUGGAUGAGGACUGCGCUCGACAUGGCGCUAGGCACGGACGGGGUCGGCCCCGCACCGUCCGCCGGGGGAGUUGCGAUAAGCCGGGAGGCGUUGCAUAGGGGGGUGCUAGAGCCUCCGCGGCCGGCGGAGAGCGAGGUGGGCGUUCAGGGGGUGCUCCGUUCUGGUUUAGAGGUGGUUUGCAUGAAGUCGGGGGUGGCGUUCGGGAUGACACAGUCUCGCCAUUACUGCUCCAGCUGCGGUAGGGUCUUCGUGCUCGAGCACUGCAAUCAGCGGGUCCCCCUGCCUCAACACGGUUUCGAGCAGCCGGAAGGGGUCGGCAGCCAAGCGCCCGGGACGUUGUCCAACUCUCUGCAGGUGGGACUGGACCUCCUCGAACAAGGCGAGCUCAGCGAGGAGGAGUUCAGCGGACUCGUCAAGGCGGAGGAGGGGUUUCAGAAGGAUGAGGCCUACAACCGCGUCCACGCUGGGUGCCUCGCGGCGUCCGCCCGUCUGGGAGACAGCACCUUAGCCGUCGUGGGGCUCCUGCACAGGGGAGCCGCUGCCGCCCCCUGGAAGGAGUUUAGGGCGGUGGUGCUGCACCUCCGCAUGCUCGCGGAGAAGGACUUGGACUCGAUUGACUUUUUCUGGCCUCAGGUGUUGCACGCGUUUUACUUGCUAGUCCCAACGGUUACCGCGGAGGGCGUUUUUAAGGCCGAGCUCUUGGAGGAUUUCAUCUUGGCGACGGCCCUUCGUAGCACGCACUUGGCCCUCAAGCUUGUCUGGUGGUUGAAAGGGUACGUGGAAGACCUCGCCGGGGAGUCGGCCGCUACGCCUGGAAAAGGGGCCACCGGAAAGCAGGUGGUGGAGGCACACCUCAUCCGACUGGCGGUAGAGGUGGAGGACAUCGUCUUGGCGAGGGCUGACGAGGGUAACUCGUCAAUCUCAUCCACGCGAAACUACCGGCGGAGAAGUUGUGGCGGCGGCGGCGACGGUGGAAGCGGUGGUGGUACCGAUGAGGCAGAAUCGGGAGGGGGGGAUGGGGGAGGAGUAGCAGCAACAACGGCUGUAGCAGGGGUGUCGUUGGCGGAGUCAGCCGGGGCAGGGGGGGCAUCGGCCGUGACAAGAGGAGAGGGGGGACCGGAAGGAACAACAGUAGAGGAGAUAGCCGUAGCGCAGCCGGAUGUUGGCUACGAGCAGCAGCCGGCCCGUCCUUUAGACCCCGUCGAGAAGACGGGCAACGGCACCGCGCCAGCGAUCGUCGGGGCGCUGCGGAUCGAGAAAAAGGGGAUGAUGCCGGUGGAGCCGACAAUAGACAGGGCCACGUCUUCGCCGUCAAUGGAGCUAGCAGCGCGAUCGGCUGUCGCGGACGGAGAAGAAGCAAGCCGCCGUGGUGACGGGGGCUCCGUGAAUGGGGACUAUUCGGACGGGCGUAGUAGCAGAGCCGGUGGAGCAGGAGUGGACACGAGGGAAGCGUCCCCUCCCUUCGAAAGACGGCUCCUCACUACCCUGGUGAGGCCAACGGGCGCCCAGUCUUCGCUCGUGGGGGACGAGUUGCUGCUGCUGCGGGCGCUGCGUGCCGCCGCCGCGGAGCAGCUCGGUCUCGACUACGUGGCGAAGACCCGGUACACGAGCUGGGUCGAGUUCGGUAGUGGCGGGGAGGAGGAGGAGGAGGAGGAGAAGGAGAGGGGCGAGAGCGAAGCGAGGUAUUUCGAGGACCAGCUGGUAUUUGUGCAGUCCCUCGUGGACAUCGCCGAGCGCCUCCGUUUCGUCGAACCGGUGACGGCCCGCGGGGAGCACCUCAAGCGGGAGCUGCGGCAGCUUCAGAAGCACGGUGACGUUGACUACGGCGGCAACGCCGCCGCCGAAGUCGUCGAUGGAAGUCUUCGUGAAGAAGAUGGACGCGCCCAGGCCGACCUGGGCUGCAGCAGCAGCGGCGGCGGCGGCUGCGGCCAGGGGGAUGGGAGCGCGUGUGUCUCCCGUGGCAGAACCGGGAGAAGGGAUGGGGAAGUUCACGCACGUGCUACAGCAGUGGAGCAAGGUGGGGAUGCUGCAGGCAGCGGUGGCCCCGCCGCGAAUGCCGCGUCCCCGCAGCGGAAACCGUCUGACUCGAGCAAGGAAGGAGAGGGCACUGUAGCAGCAGUCGUCGACGAGAAGAAGGUAGAUAAUCUAGAGUGUCGUGGCAUCGAUCGGGAUCGCUGUGGCGCUGGCGUUGGCGUUGUUCGUGCCGCAGGCGGCGGCGGCGGCGAUGGUGGUAGGGGACCUCGAGGGUUUUUACCGGUGUGCCGGGCCACGGAACCGAUCUGCCCGAUCGUCAGCAUCCCGCCGGAGGAAGGGCACGUCUUCAAGACCAAGCAGCGCGCGCCAACGCUCAUCACCUGCGAGAUCAUCGUGCCGCAGCAGGCGCGGCGGUGGCGGCGGCGGCGGCAGGACGAUGGCGUUGGCUACGGCUUCGAGGAGGAGGGAACCGGCGGUCCGGAGUCAGCAAACCCGUUGCCUCCGCUGUCGCCGACGGCGUUGCCCGCUACGGCUGCCCGGAGGUCGUCGAAUGCAACGGGGACGGGUGCAGCCACCGCCAGGGAUGACGGUAACGGUAUCGAUCACGGUAACGGUAUCGAUCACGGUAACGGUAACGGUAACGGUAACGGUAAGGGUAACGGCGGCGGUGGCGGCGUGACCCUAGGUAUUGGCGCCGGAGGAGCCUUGGCUUCUCAGCGGGCCCUACACGGUAGUGGUGGUAGUAGCGCCGCCGGCGGCGGCGGCAGCGCUGGGAGUGUUGGUGGGAUUGCUGUUGCGAGGGAAGAAGGCAGCGUCACACGAUCGCGGUUGUCGCCCUUGCGGCGGGCUGUGUCGGGCCCGGGGAGAGCAGGAAGCGUGGCGCCGGGCGGGGAUGGCAACGCGGCGUCCCCGCUUCGGCUUCAGCGGCGGGAGACUUCGAGAGGGUCCGAGAGAGAGGAGGUGGAGGAGAUGAUCGAGUCGCAGAUCGAGGGACAAGGGAGCUUAGGCCGUUCGAUCGACAACAAGGACGCCGAUGGCGGCGGCAGUCACCGCUCGGCGAGCGGCUCCUUUGGCGGCGGCACCGGCUCCGGCGGUCUUGUGCCCCCGACACCCCCCAGAGCGAGGGCGGGGUACCCAUGGUCAACGCCGCAGCCGCAGGCCCGCCGCCUGCUGGUGCGCACCCACAGCGACCCGCCUUUGCCGCGAACCGGCUACGGCAGCGGCGGCGGUGGCAGCGCGGCGGCGUCGGCGUCGUCGGCGGCGGAGCGGUGUGGUGCUCCGGCCAGGCGUCUCUCUCUAGGGGUCAAGGCUAAGUCGGUGCCGUCGCGAGCGGGGAGGGGACCUCAGCGCGACACCGGCAGCGGCGAGGACGGCGAUGCGUCCUUGGGUGACUCGGCGGUGUACCCCCAAGUCAUGUCGGCCGUAGGCUUGGAGCCGGCGUCUUGGGACGGGGGGGUGCGUCCAGUGACAGCGCCGGCGGUAUCGGCUGGGUUUGUUGCGCCGGACAGGGAGGCGUUUGCGUCUGCCGCAACCCCGCAAGCCGGUGGGCGCGACGGGAGCGGUGGCGGUAGCGGACCCUGUACUGCCAUGGGGACUCUGUUGCCGCCAUCGCUGAAGAAUAAAUCCAGCAGCGGCAGCAAGCUCUCGCUCAUCGAGCGGCAGGAUUUGGUCCUGCCCGAGCCUGUGCGUGAGGAAGGUCGCACCGGGGAGGAACAGGCAUCUGACGUCGCUGACUUCAUGCUCAGGUCCCACGGUGGACACGAGCUCCUCCGACAUAGCCCCCUCGGCAAAAAGGCGAGCGUCAUCGGCGACGAGGGCAAGAGAUCGGCGAUAGGGUGGGGCGAGAUGGAGGGCGGCAGCAGCGUUGGUGAUGCCACCACUGUCGCUGCUGCCGAUGGGAACGGUGACGAAGGCGCGAGCAGCAACAGCCGUCCAACCGGCGACGCAGGCGGCGGCGGCGGCGGCGGCGGCGGCGGCGAUGAGGAGGGUACCCCGUCGGGCGGCGGCGGCGGUGGCGGCGGCGCGGUGGAGCGAGAUCCCAAGCAUGCGGACAUCGAGCGGGAAGUCCGUGAGCAGCAGGGCGGGGGGGUGCGCACCGACGGUAGCGGUAGCGUUGAGUCGGGAGGCGGCUUGCAGCGGAAGGAGUCCAUGGCCGUGGCGCGGGCCCGGGAGUUGCUCCUGCAGGGCUUGAUCUCUUCGGAGGAGCUGGAGGCCGUCGUCCAGAAGGAUCAGGCUUUCACGGAGGUUGUUGAACAGCACGCGUUCUUGGACGUGCAGUUCUGCGUGGGGCAGGCGUUCGGGGAGUCGUGGGCGUGCAAGCGCGCGCGCAUCAAGGCCGCGUCGGCGCUGGGGUCGCAGGCCGGGUGGGACUUAGUGAGCAUCAUCGUCAAGAGCAACGACGACAUGCGGCAAGAGGUCUGCGCGCUCCAGCUGAUAGGCCUGUGCCAGAGAAUAUUUGCGGAGGCGCGGUUGGAUCUCUUCCUGGAGCCGUACGUCAUCGUGUCCACGGGGUCAUCGUCAGGCCUCGUGCAGUGCCUCGCCGACGCCAUGAGCAUUGACGCGCUCAAGAAGAAUGCUGGCUUUGUCACCCUCCGCGACCACUUCGAGAGGACGUACGGCGACCCUGCGUCGAGCCGGUUUCUGGAGGCUCAGCGUAACUUCGUCAACAGCCUUGCGGCGUACUCGCUGGCGUCGUACGUGCUCCAGAUCAAGGACCGACAUAACGGCAACAUCCUUCUUGACACGGAGGGACGCCUGAUCCACAUCGACUUCGGUUUCAUCCUCGGCAUGGCGCCGGGCGGGAACUUCGCUCUUGAAAACUGCCCGUUCAAGCUACCCACGGAGUACGUGGACGUUAUGGGCGGGUUAGAGUCGCAGGCGUUCAUGGAUUUUGUGGUGGCGUUCACGUGCGGGUUUUUGACACUCCAGGCCCACGGCGGUCGGCUGGUGAAGCUCCUGGGCAUGAUGACGCAGAAGUCGCCGUUCCCGUGCUUUCAGGGGAAGGACCCGCCCGAUAGCAUUGUCGCCAAGCUCAGCGAGCGCCUGAUGCCACACCUGGACAAGAGCGAGACGGUCGCGUUCUGCCUGGAGCUGAUUCGAGAGAGCUACAACAACUACGGACAGAGGCAGUUCGACUACUACCAGUGGCUCACCAACGGAAUCAUGGCUUGAUUUUUUUUCGUGGGGGAUCGAUCACCUUACUCGGCUGCUUCGUUUUUUGAUGGGGGCGUUGUAAGCAAAUCACCUUUUCCCCAAAUUUAAUGCAGGGACCUUUGCAAAGCAAGUUCCAAGCAAGAAAAUUGGAAAGGUUGCAAGAAUUUGGAUUCUACCAUUCCAAAGCGCUACAGCAGUACUCAAUUCAAACCUUGGCGUUUUUUUUCCAAAUUUGUCGAUGACUUUCAAAAUUUUGCAGGUUCAUUGUAGAAACUUUGGAAUAAUGGCCAUGUUUGAAACGCCCCUACGCCCGUUAAGCGGUGUUUUGCGGCUUGUACGUGUCCUUAUGCUCGUGCCUUGUUCGCCGGCGUUUCGGAGGAGGCAUGGUUGUUAUUUAAAGAGUUUGAUUGUUCGUUUACUUCGUCGGUUAGUGACACGUGGCAUACUUGACUGAUAGGGAGGAUUGGCUAUCUAAAGUUGUUUCGAAAUGGCAUUCUUGACUGCACCGAGUAAAUGUACUAUAUAAUACUCCUGAUUUGUCACUCGGUUUGAGAGAUGUUGGCUGCUAACCUUGACAAUUGUUGCCGGGUUGCGGCGUUGUUUGUUAAUUUUAUCCCUGGCUGGGUUUGUCGGCCUUUUUGUGACUUCGAUGUUUUCGUCCUUGUUCGGUUUGUGUUGCGAGAGAAUUCGCUGCACAAAAUGUCUCUUCGUGUUGUACCUGUCGUGGAACUCGAUACGCCCACGUUGCUAGGUGGUAGGUGGGGGCGGGCAUCAUGAUUCUCUCUCCCAUGCGUUGAUUUCACCGGUUCGAUUGAGAGAACGCCCGACCCCUCCAGCUUUCACCUUUUUUUUCCUUCAAACCAACAACAAUCCACCCGUUUCUCCGUGUUGCUAAACGAGCGAAAGAGGAGCCGCCCGGAAGUUUGUUGCCGGGAUUCCGUGGAUAC